Molecule: messenger RNA, 4181 nt
Organism: Arachis stenosperma
Lineage: Eukaryota; Viridiplantae; Streptophyta; Magnoliopsida; Fabales; Fabaceae
Product: pentatricopeptide repeat-containing protein At3g62890-like
Exons: 2
Coding region: 349-2688 (779 amino acids)
Biological process (GO): RNA modification
Molecular function (GO): zinc ion binding; protein binding; RNA binding
Source: RefSeq, a predicted model, not a curated record
UGCUCUGCUUCAAACUCUGCGACCAACCCGCGGGCUCCACCUAGCCGUGGAACUGCUCUCUUUUGUGGCCGCCGUUGCAAGCUUCCCUUUUAUAGAUCAACACAUUAGGUUGGCAAAUAAAACAAAGGUGGUAUAUCAUGUGUACAUUGAAUGGAGUAAGAAGAGUUGAUCUUCAAUAGAAGUAGGUGAAUGGAGUUAGAAAAGGUGAUAAUUUUGAAUAAAAAUAGAUGGCAAAUUGAAUAUUCUUGAUUAUCCAUAAAGAUUCAUUCCACGAAUUGAACCUUAUAUCAAAUUGUAGAUCAAAAUAGUUUCAUACCUAACACUUCCCUUCAAUGUCUCAACCAGAAAAUGAGUCCCAAUCUCCACACCGCCACCAUCAUCAACCUCACCAUCUUAAAAUCCCUCUUACACCGUUCAAUUUCCCUAAACCACUUCAACCAGAUCCUCUCCCAAUCCAUUCUCACUGGCCACAUCCACAACACACUCUUCUCCACCAAACUCUUCACCUUCUCCCUCCCCUCCUUCCCCUUCCACCACUCUCUCCGCAUUUUCACUCACUUCCGCCAAAACCCUAACCCCUUUGCCUCUAACUCCCUCAUGCGUGCUCAUGUCGAUCGCAACCAACCCCACCAUGCCAUUUCCCUCUACAACUCCCUUUGCAGAACAAGUGCUGUUUUUGAUAACUACACACACCCCAUCCUCCUCCGUGCAUGCGCCUCACGUACCUCUGAGCUCGAGGGGAGGCAAGUGCAUUCCCAUGUUCUCAAGAUGGGUUUUGGUUCUGAUCUUUAUGUCAACAAUACCUUGAUUAAUUUGUAUGCUGUUUGCGGGAACAUGGAGAGCGCUCGCAAGGUGUUCGAUGAAAGUCCCGUGUUGGAUAAGGUUUCGUGGAACACGAUUUUGGCUGGGUAUGUUCAAUUGGGUGAUGUGGAGGAAGCAGAGAGGGUUUAUGCUAUGAUGCCAGUGAGGAACACGAUUGCUUCGAAUUCGAUGAUUGUGCUGUUUGGGAAGAGUGGUUGUGUUGAGAAGGCGCGCCAACUGUUUGAUGAGAUUGAGGAAAAGGAUAUGAUCUCGUGGACUGCGCUGGUUUCAUGUUAUGAGCAGAAUGGGAUCUUUGAGGAGGCCUUGGGUUUGUUUGUUGAGAUGAAUGCUAAUGGGGUGGUGGUGGAUGAGGUGGCCGUGAUUAGUGCUGUGUCUGCUUGUGCACAUUUGAUGAUAGAUAGGACUGGGAAGGUGAUACAUGGCUUGGCUACAAAGGUAGGGAUUGAAGGUUAUGUUAGCUUGAAGAAUGCACUGAUCAAUUUUUACUCGAGUUGUGGGGAAAUAUUGAAUGCUCGGAAGGUUUUUGAUGGUGGUUUGCUUGCGGAUCAGAUAUCUUGGAACUCAAUGAUUUCUGGGUACUUGAGAUGUGGCUUGGUUGAGGACGCUGAGAUGCUGUUUGAUUCUAUGCCUGAGAAGGAUGUUGUGUCUUGGAGUGCUAUGAUAUCUGGUUAUGCGCAACAUGAACGAUUCUCGGAGGCCUUGGCUUUGUUUCAGGAAAUGCAGGUUCAUGGAAUUAGGCCUGAUGAGACUGUUUUAGUGAGUGUUGUCUCGACAUGUACCCGUCUUGCUGCUUUGGAUUUGGGUAAAUGGAUUCAUGCUUAUAUAAGUAAAAAUAGAUUGAAAGUUAAUUUCAUCUUGGGCACAACACUUAUAGAUAUGUACAUGAAAUGUGGUUGUGUGGAGAAUGCAUUGGAGGUUUUCCACGGAUUGGAGGAAAAGGGGGUUUCUACAUGGAAUGCGCUCAUUCUUGGGUUGGCAAUGAAUGGUUUAGUACAAAAGUCACUUAGCAUGUUUGAGAUGAUGAAAAAAUCAGGAACUUGUCCUAAUGAAAUUACAUUUGUGGGAGUUCUUGGGGCUUGUCGGCAUAUGGGACUAGUAGCCGAGGGGCGCCGCUACUUUAAUUCCAUGAUUAGAGAACACAAGAUAGAGCCGAAUGUCAAGCAUUACGGAUGCAUGGUUGACCUGUUGGGGCGUUCAGGUUUGCUUAAGGAAGCAGAGGAAAUGAUCGAGAGUAUGCCAAUGGCACCGGAUGUUGCUACAUGGGGUGCUUUGCUUGGUGCGUGUAGGAAGCACAACAACAAUGAAAUGGGAGAGAGGGUUGGAAGAAAACUCAUUCAGCUUCAACCUGAUCAUGAUGGUUUCCAUGUGUUAUUGUCAAAUAUAUACGCUUCGAAAGGGAAUUGGGGCAAUGUUCUUGAAAUUAGGGAUAUUAUGGCACAACAUGGGGUGGUCAAGAUACCUGGUUGUAGCAUGAUUGAAGCAAAUGGGAUAGUUCAUGAAUUUUUUGCAGGGGAUAAGACACACCCAAAAAUCAAUGAUAUUGAACAUAUGUUAGACAUAGUGGCUGCAAAAUUGAAGAUUGAGGGAUAUACACCAAGCACAAAUGAAGUUUCACUUGAUAUUGAUGAAGAAGAGAAGGAAACUGCACUUUUCAACCAUAGUGAGAAACUUGCGGUCGCGUUCGGACUGAUCACUAUUCCUCCACCAACUCCUAUCAGAAUAAUGAAGAAUCUGCGAAUAUGUAAUGAUUGCCACACCGUGGUGAAACUAAUCUCAAAAGCAUUCGAUCGCGAAAUUGUGGUGAGGGAUCGUCAUCGCUUCCACCACUUUAAACAUGGAUCUUGUUCCUGCAUGGAUUUUUGGUAGAAGAAUUUGUUGCAGACAAUCGAAUUGGUUUGGAGCAGCUUGCAUUCAUAAAACAUCACUUGGCUUGAACUCCUCUUAGUUUUGCUCAAGCUUGAUCCUGAUCAUGAAUUGAUUAUUGAGCUUUUGGAUCCACAACUUGUGACAAUUCAUAAAAACUUGCUUUCACUAAGAUUCAUGAGGGUUCAACAAAGUUGAUUCAUCUUCUUACCAGAUUAAACCCGAGGUAAUCACAACAUAAGUUCACCUAAAAUUAUAUUGGCAUGGCAGCCCAAAGUUCAACACAGCCAUGAAAAGGAUAUGAUGUGAUUGGUAUAAAAUACAAAGGUGUCAGUGUCACUGAAGACUAUGAGUCUGCCAUCUCUGCAUGCUUCGGAAUAUUGGGGUACCACUUUUUAUUAUUAUUAUUAUUAUCUUAUAUAUUAUCCAUGAGCCUAAUCAACCUGCUGAACAUUUUUUAAGUGCAUAGUGUAUAUUUGAUUAUUCGUAGUCAAAUUCUAUCCUAUCCUAUCCUAUAACAUACCUCGAAAAUAAGGUUAUUUUAGUAGUGGAAUUCCAACGUGUCAUCUCUUAUGUUCAUUCUGAGGUUUUAUUAAGAUAUCAAUAUUUUCACUCUUCACUCAUCAUAUUCUUAUUACCAUAUCACUCCUACAUGAAACCAUUUUCAUUACACUUCACAUUUCAUGAUUAUGUCAAAUUUUUCUAUCCUAUUUUUAAACUUGCUUCACAUGUGCACACUUUUCUGAAAUUUCAAUUUUUGUAAUUUUGAAUUCAAAUUCAAAAUUAAAAAGAGAAUCUCUCCAUUCUCUGUUUUCAGUUUUUUCUCUUCCUCAUCAAAAUUAAGAAAAUGAUUCUCUCCAUUCUUUUUUUUUCCUCCGUUCACUUAUUCUUUUCUUUUUUAGUUCUUAUUGGUUUCUUCCGUUCACUUUCUUACACAUCCCCGCUAUCAGGCGGAGGCACAAAGCUUUGUAUGGGAUCUGCUUCAAUUAUGGAUUCUUAAUGCUUUGCGAUGACGAGUUAUGUAUGUUCUUUAUUAUUUAAUCUAAUGUAUAUUUUUUAAUUUUGGUAAUAUUUGAAAUAUUGUUGUUGUUAUGCAUAUGCGUCUUUGUUUGGUAUGUAACUGUUAAUGCAGAAAAGCCAUAACAUUAUUGUUGUUGCCAGGAAUUUAUUUUCGAUUCGCCAAAAGGUCUUAACCUCUUUCCCUCUUAUAUUCAAUUUGCUUACAAUGUAUAAAACCAAAUAAGAUUUUUUUUAUGUCAAUGUACGUCAAAGGUUGGACCUUCUUUCACGAUGGGACUUCGUACAUCAUCAGAAAUUUUCCUUACCAGGAGAUGGCACAGAUUUUGUCUUCAAGAUGAUAUAGUCGAAGAAAACAAGGUCAAAUUUGACGUUCCUAUUGAUAAUGAGAAAUCAAUGAAUUUAAAAGUUUUAAAUAUUUAGUAUUUGUUAGGAUUUUCUCUUCCAUCAAACACUAUAGUUUCUUUUGGUUAUUUAUU